Messenger RNA from Aspergillus wentii DTO 134E9, 1280 nucleotides. Its product is annotated as HIG1 domain-containing protein. Bases 211 to 1032 code for a protein of 273 amino acids. Lineage: Eukaryota; Fungi; Ascomycota; Eurotiomycetes; Eurotiales; Aspergillaceae. The transcript is spliced from 2 exons. Gene Ontology annotation, cellular component: mitochondrial inner membrane. Gene Ontology annotation, biological process: mitochondrial respiratory chain complex IV assembly. The record is from RefSeq and is a predicted model, not a curated record.
ACGUCAUUCCCCGACCGGCCUUUGGUGUCAUUUUUAAGAAACGGGAUUCCUGAGCUCACGCCACCGUCAUCACUUUGACUCUUUUACUCAUCUUACACCUGGACAUCGUGCCAUAAUCUUGUCGUUGAAAGGGAGCGCAAUUGACUCUCUAAACCUGCUCAUCAACACCCUCUGGAUUCGAAUUGAACCUACCCUCACAACCCCCGCAUCAUGAAGCUCUUAACCAAGGAAGAGGAGGAAGCUCACUACAAGUCCGUCCUUAAAGGCGGUACUUUUGGAACCAUCCUCGGUUGUAUAGGCGGAGCUGCCGGAGUCAUGGCCGCUACAAAGCGUUACCAAACCAUCCGCAACCUCACCCUCCCGAUGAAAUCCUUCCUGGUCACCUCCUCGGGUACUUUUGUCGGUAUUAUCGCAGCCGAUCAUGCCUCUCGCGAUUUCGAAAAGCAGCGCAACCAGGAACGACUGUGGUACGAGAACCGCGAAACCCGACUCCGUGAGGAGGAAUUGUCGCACAUGAGUUUCACCGACCGCGCCCUCGCCUUUGCCCGUGAGGAACGGUACAAGAUCGUCGGUGUGACCUGGGUGGCUAGUAUGAUCGGAUCAUUCGCGCUAGUUGGUCGCAACCCGUACUUGACCGGGCAGCAGAAGAUUGUCCAGGCGCGUGUGUAUGCGCAGGGAUUGACCCUCGCUGUGCUGUGUGCGUCUGCGGCGUUUGAGAUCUCCGAUCAGCGCAAGGGACGGGGGCUUGUCGAGGCGGCCAGGAAGAAUAAAGAGGCUGCUAAGAAGGCUGCUGAGGUUACCCCCCAGGGUACGGAGGAAGGAGAUCUCUGGAAGGAUAUGGUUGCUGCUGAGGAGACCCGGUUGAAGAAGAAGCACCAGUCGCUCUACGAGAACCACGCGGCCACCAAGUCUCAGGAGAAGUCGCAAGAAGCUCCUCGUGAGGAAGCCGCUGAGAAGAGCCAACCCAAGGAGGAAGAGGAAGAAAAGUCCUCGCAGAAGGAAGAGGACAAGGAGUCUGAGAAACAAAACUAACCUGCUCGACUCUGUAAGGCAGAUUUUCCUUACCAUUGUUUGAACCUUCUUCCCUUUUGACUCUAUUUGGUAUAUACUUUUGCAUUUUAUUUGGAGAACAAAAAGGCGUUCUUUUCUUUUGUUGGUUUCAUCAAAAACUGGUGGAUCUGCUGCGCUAUGCAUGACUUCUACUAGAAGAAUCUGUUUCAUUCAUCUUCUAAUACAGGCGUGCAAUGAUUAUUAUGUAUCCCUAAGUUCUAUACUCUCAU